Molecule: messenger RNA, 1613 nt
Organism: Haliaeetus leucocephalus (bald eagle)
Lineage: Eukaryota; Metazoa; Chordata; Aves; Accipitriformes; Accipitridae
Gene: MEMO1
Product: mediator of cell motility 1
Exons: 10
Coding region: 491-1033 (180 amino acids)
Source: RefSeq, a predicted model, not a curated record
CUGCUAGAGCCAUUAUUGCACCCCAUGCAGGAUAUACCUAUUGUGGAUCUUGUGCAGCCCAUGCUUACAAACAAGUGGAUCCUAAUAUUACUGCAGGAUUAUGAGCUGAAUGCUACCAGGAUUCUCUUCUGCUGUGGAGAAAGUGACCAGUUCCUGUGGCAGGAGACCCUUAACAUCUAAUCAACAGCCAGGAACUGAGGACUUGAUGAAAUAACAUCAUGAUGACAUGUGAAAGCUUGCAGUAUCAGCUAAAGCUACAAAUGUGCAGGUCCAAGUCUCUGUUGUUGAUGCAACAGCUGGAUAAAAACAGCAUUCGAGAAUGACUUUAAUUUGAAUUUGGUGAAAUCUAAACCGAAAAAUUUUCAUUCUUGGGCCUUCCCAUCACGUGCCCCUUUCCCGAUGUGCACUUUCCAGUGUGGACAUUUAUAGAACACCUCUGUAUGAUCUCCGAAUUGACCAAAAGAUUUAUGGAGAAUUGUGGAAGACUGGAAUGUUUGAGCGUAUGUCCCUACAGACAGAUGAAGAUGAACACAGUAUUGAAAUGCAUUUGCCUUACACUGCUAAAGCCAUGGAAAGCCAUAAGGAUGAGUUUACUAUUAUUCCUGUGUUGGUCGGAGCACUGAGUGAGUCAAAAGAGCAGGAAUUUGGAAAACUCUUCAGUAAAUACCUAGCUGAUCCUAGUAACCUCUUUGUGGUUUCUUCUGACUUUUGCCAUUGGGGUCAGAGGUUCCGUUACAGUUACUAUGAUGAAUCCCAAGGAGAAAUUUAUAGAUCCAUUGAGCACCUAGAUAAAAUGGGUAUGAGCAUUAUAGAGCAGCUAGAUCCUGUAUCUUUUAGCAAUUACUUGAAGAAAUACCAUAAUACAAUAUGUGGAAGACAUCCUAUUGGCGUAUUAUUAAACGCUAUCAACGAGCUCCAGAAGAAUGGAAUGAAUAUGAGCUUUUCAUUUUUGAAUUAUGCUCAGUCAAGCCAGUGUCGAAACUGGCAAGACAGCUCAGUGAGUUAUGCGGCUGGAGCACUUAUGGUCCACUGAACCACUGAAUGCUCAGGGAUGGCACCUGCACACGCUCUGUAUACGGGGUCCCAGCCUAGCCCUUACAAAGAUACAGUCCCUGGUCUUUGGGUAUACUGAAACCUCAAACUAAUAGAACUCUCUUCUUUUCUAGUAGGUGUAGUCCUUCCUUAGUUUCAACUCAUUUAAAAAUGCUUUCUUGUUUAGGACAAUGGAAGGAAGGCUGGUAUUGAAACAUUUUGUGAUUUUUUUUUUUUUUUUUAAAUUUUUUUUAAUUUUUUUUUUAAAUGAUGAUGGCUAUGAAGGCAUGGUGGUAGACAGUCCCUACAAAUACAACAUGUAAAGCAUUUACCAUAUCCUAAAUUUGCACUCUUUGCAGACCUGUGCACAUGUACUCAGCUUUCAGAAUAGUUUUGCAAGUUGUAAAUGGAAAAAGGGGUGGAAGCUUUUUAAUAAAAGAAAAAAAAAAAAGGAAAACAAUGCAUUUAUAAAUGAUCCUGUAUUAGAAUAUAAUAAAACUCCAGUAUAGUCAGUUACUACCCGUGAUGUACAACAGAUAUCUUCUAUUUUAGUUGCUAAUAAAGGGCUACACAAACCAAAA